AUGAAUGCUCCUUUGAAACUGUUGGAAGACAAAUCCAACAUCUCCACAGAUGAGUUUACUAGAACUGUCGUUGAACCUUCAAAACCAUUGAGAGAGUUGUUAGAAACAACCACCGAGAAGCAUGUUGAACAUUACCAAAUUGAUGUGAAGAAUGAUGUUGACAAGAUGAAGUCACUGCAUGAACUCCUGGAGUCUAACGUCAAUUCAGUCAUCUUUUGCAAUGGCAUCUCUUCUCUGUUUGUUGUCAGACAUGCCUGUGCUGCGUUGAAACUCAAGACUUCCCAGUAUGAUAUUUGUUCUAUGGAUGGUGACCUUCUCCCUAGGAAGAGAGACAUACUUGUGGAUCAGUUACGCUCUGGUGAAUUCAAACACUUGGUAACUACAGACAUCAAACCGUCAAAGCUCCGAGAUUCUCUCGUCGUUAUGUAUGAUAUCCCUAGCUGCCUUAAGGUCUACAAGGACCGCGACAGACCCUCGGCAGUCUCUUUGGUCAAGCCAUCGGAUGAAAUCCGCAUGAAGCGGAUAAAGAAGGGCACCUAA
This is a messenger RNA of Brassica oleracea var. oleracea, 540 nucleotides long. RefSeq names its product ATP-dependent RNA helicase FAL1-like. Bases 1 to 540 code for a protein of 179 amino acids. The transcript is spliced from 4 exons. The record is from RefSeq and is a predicted model, not a curated record. Lineage: Eukaryota; Viridiplantae; Streptophyta; Magnoliopsida; Brassicales; Brassicaceae.